Dujonia railenensis is the source of this 1377-nucleotide messenger RNA. NCBI's taxonomy places the organism in Eukaryota, Fungi, Ascomycota, Pichiomycetes, Serinales, Debaryomycetaceae. The record is from the annotation of a GenBank genome assembly.
AUGAAGCUUCCUACAUCUGGAUUGGCGCUGCUAUCUAAGACCCUAAUUCAGAUUAAUGGGCCGGACGCAACAAAGUUUUUAAAUGGUCUAGUGACAACCAGAAUGUUACCAUUUUUAGAGAAGAAAAAACGACAUACAAUUAGUGAUGCAGAAAACAGGCAUACAGAGUUGGCAGACUUGAUCGAUAUACACUCCAACUGGGGAGUCAUGCACGAAGAUAUAUAUGAUCCUGAACAGAAUAUAUUGAUACGUAGAGAUGGCUUGAACUCAAUGUUCUUAAAUUCAAAGGGCCGGGUGGUGAAUGACUGCUUUAUUUACCCAACCCCAUUCGCAUAUAGAAAUAACAGUAGUAAUGAAAAUGAUGCUUGUAGUUACAUCGUGGAAAUUGACAACGUCUUUUAUCUGCAGUUGAAAAUGAUGAUGUCUUUACAUAAACUUAAUGCCAAGGUUAAAAUCAAGAAGUUGGACUUAAAAUCAUUAUAUUUUUACAAUGACUCAACGGUAUUUGAUGAUUGGCUAGAAGAUAUACAGAGAAAGUAUUUUCAGUCUAUGACUCCGCAAGAUGCCUUAGCUCAGUCUCGUAAUUUCAUGGAACUGCAAGAAGUUUUCAAUCUGGAAUUAACAGAGGAAGGAAUUGUUGGCUUUGCUAUAGAUAAUAGGAUUCCUAAUUUCGGUAUUAAGUUUAUAACCAAAACAGACUUAAAGGUGGGGCAGAUUUUCUCCGACCAAUUUAAGAACAGUUUUAUUGAAGAAGAUGAAGAAAAAUUACUUUCCGAGAAAGUACUCGAUCAAAGGCGGUUUGAAAACGGUUUGUUUGAAGUCAAAGAUGCUCCAAGAUCCCAAUCUUUACUUCCGUUUGAAACUAACUUAGAUUUCACCAAUGGAUUAUCGCUUGAGAAAGGAUGCUAUGUGGGCCAAGAAUUAACUAUAAGAACAUAUAACAAUGGCACCAUCAGAAAAAGGAUCUUCCCAGUACAAUUCUUCAGAUUAACCAAUCUAGACGUUGAAGAGUUUGAGGUGCCAGCUUUGAAUGAAAAUGACCCUGUAAACGGAAUAUUGAAAGAGUACGCUGAAAAAUCAGAUAUAACCAAUUGGGAAGUUGAGCCCUUAUAUGAAGAAGCUGCAGAAGAAAAUACCAAAGUAGACUCUCCAUCUCCAUUUGAAAACAGUAACCCCUUUGGAUCGAAAACAGUUAGGAAAAGAGCAAAAUCAAGUGGUAAGGUUCUUUCAGUCCAAGACAACUUAGGCUUUAUUCUCAUAAAUUCUUCCAGUAUCCAAAAAAAUGACUUAUAUAAGAUAAAAGUGGAUGGUGAAGACAUCGGUUUGAAGGUUUUUGAACCAGACUGGUGGCCAGAGCUUGAAGAGAGCGGUGGUUAG